This is a messenger RNA of Nothobranchius furzeri (turquoise killifish), 7370 nucleotides long. RefSeq names its product polyhomeotic homolog 2b (Drosophila) (gene phc2b). NCBI's taxonomy places the organism in Eukaryota, Metazoa, Chordata, Actinopteri, Cyprinodontiformes, Nothobranchiidae. Gene Ontology annotation, molecular function: histone binding; chromatin binding; zinc ion binding. Gene Ontology annotation, cellular component: nucleus; PRC1 complex. Gene Ontology annotation, biological process: negative regulation of DNA-templated transcription. The record is from RefSeq and is a predicted model, not a curated record.
UUCGUGCUAUUUACGUCCUGAUUUUCCCCCAGGCUCUUCCAUAUCAGAGCAGGGCUGUACAGUGCGACGAAAAAUACCGUCUGUGCGUGUCUGUCUAUUUUUAAAUGUAGCACUGGUGCAACAUCUUUGAAUUAUUAUUUUCCCCAGAACUUUAUUGAACAAAAGUAAGUUAUGUGUAAGAAAAAUGCUUUUUACUGGCGUACAGUGUGGUUCUGGAUGCAGCGGAGGAAAGUAAAGGAACCGACAAAGGUAGAACCGGUCCAAAGUUUGGGAUCAAAAGUGCAGCUACACGCAGAUGGGCUAAUGCUAAAGCUAACAGGUAGCAGUCUCACGAUUGAGCGGCGCACAGAAAAAAAUGUGAUGAUCGUAAAACUAAAAAAGACUAAACUCUACAAGCGGAUGAAAAGUCCCCACCAUCCUGUUUAUUCUGCAUCCUGCAGCGCUAUGGAUCAGAACCGCUGCAGAUACGAGUCACAUUACUGCUGGCGCAGGAUGUAUGGCAAGUUGUUGUAGUAUAUAAUUCACAAACGCUUCUAUCUUUGAACAUAAUUUGAACUGGAUUAUUGCCAACCCAUACAUAAUAGACAUGCCACCAUUACAUUGUUAGCAGCAGAAAUUAAAUGUUAUUACCAUUGCCAAUACAAAUGCAUGUUAAUGAAAUGCAUUAUAUUUUACUGGAUAUAUUUCUGUGUCAUUUAGACUAAGAAGAGUGUUAUUAAUACAAACCUAAAAUGUUACUGAAAUGUAGGUCAAAAAUUAAAAAAUAUUUUUAACUAUAAAUAUCAGAUGGGAAAAAGGGAACUAAACACCAAUCUAAUGCAUGUUAUUGAGCCUUUGUAAUAUUUUGCCUUUAAAAAGGUGAGGCAGUUGAAUGCACAGAGUAUGCAUGAGCUGGCGCUUGGUCAGGAUGGUAGCACCUCUGCCUCAAUUUGAGCCAGGAAAAACCCUGGAAUGAGACCAUUUAAAGGUGUGGUUCACUUGUUGAACUCAUUCACUGCCAGCCGUUUGCCGAUCAGAAAAGCCCUUCGCUGCCAGUGUUUUUCAGCGUUUUACUGUUUUUUUAAGAGUCACAGAACAUUGCGCGCUAGGAUGAUGUCUACGCCAAAACAAAACAAAGUGGAGACUCACCUCCUACAUCAGGAAGAAUCCGCACGUUUCGAGUGUUAUCCGUCCUUUCAUAAUCCGUUGUCGAAUUGUGAUCGGCAGAAGCUUUUCUGUUUUACGCCUCACUUUUUUUUUACAGUAGCGGCCCAAAACGAUCUCCUAACACAUGGAUUUUCUGCUUCCUGAUCAUGUGACAUGUGACGUACACGGAUGAAGAUCGGCUUUAGAGCUGGGAUGUUUGUUCUCACGGUGCGGGGGCUUGUUCCGACGCCCACGCAGUAAAAACAUGCAAAUGAUGACUUUAGUAGUCAUUGGCAGUGAAUGAGUUAAUCAAUACAUUAGCAGUGGUGUCUAGUAGGAAUGAAUGCCUGUAAGUCGUACUCUGGGUACGAAAAGCCCUGGGGUCUCAUUCAUCAAACAUUCCAUAGAAUCCUUACUAAAACCGUACUUAAGCUUAGCAAAAAAAAUUUACUUACGCCAAGUAGGUUUGUGAUCUAUCAAACAUGGAGUACGCACAGCUGCAUGAAAUCUCCGCUUCUUAAAUCAGAGACUAACGAGAGUGUUUCUCAGCUGCUUUUUAGUCACAUCCCACCCUCACCACACCCACUUACUGCCAUAAAUAGUCGAUGCAAAGUGCCUUGUGGAUCUCAUGCAUAUACAUAGCCAGCUGUUGCAGCACUCCGCCAAUGACGAUGGCGACCGUAGAUCAAGGCAGAUCAAGGAAGCGCAAUUUCACAGAAGCAGAAAUUGAGGUACUUGUGGGUGAGGUGAAGAAAUGAAAGGAAGUGCUUUUGCAAAACAAAUAAGAGAAAAUCCACGGAGUGGCACAGCGUUGCUGAAGCCGUCAAUGUUGUCAAUUCUUCAGAGAGAUCUGUGGCGGAUAUAAAAAAAAAAAGGUCCAAUUGGGAUUCGAUCCCCAGACUACCAGGUGAAAGUCACGCGCGCUAACCAGUCACCCAAAUGGAGAUCUCCCCUGUACAAGUAGCCAAGGCGCAUCAAUCGAGUCUCAGUGACAGGACACACACUGUCACAGACGCAUGACAUUCUGUUUCAAUCUGUCCCCCUGUCCGAAUUCUGCGCUUCAGGCUGUGUGUGCGUGCGUGCGCGUGUGUGUGUGAGUGUGCGCACCUGUGUUUGUACGCGUGUGUGUGUGUGUGUGCGUGUGGGGGGUCUUGUUCUGUGUGAAAAUGAAGCAGUACAAGUGAUGAUGCUGCAGGAUUUCAUAAUUUUAUCCUUCUCAGCAGCAGCACUGCAGGUGCUCUCCAUGUUCAAAAUGUGCAUAAGCCAGGUCCUUAGUCAACUUAAAGUUGCGCACAUUUUUCCGCUAAGUUUGCGUGGAAAGUUGCUUAUGCAGUUUUCCGACCCCGUUUUGUGCGUAAGCAAGCUUGAUUAAUGAGGCCCCUGGUGUGUCAGUUUUUAAGAUCUAGAAGAUAUCCAGAUCAGAAGAGAGUUUCAGAUGACAGGAAUUGGAUUCUUACUUCCUAAUAUUUGGAUAUCUCACCUCUAAUUGGCUAAAACAAACACAACUCUACUACUGACUCAGUUUAGUUUGCGACGUUGAUAUUUUUAUCUUCACAAAAAACACAAGCCUCGAGGAGUUCUGCUGUGUGGUGAAGUUGCUAACGCAAAUAUGAGCUCCUACUAGCUGAGAUGUUCUCUGCUGUUUCCUGGACUCUAAAGCAACAACAGCCUUCCCCGUCGUGAGCCAAGAUGGGUGAGUCCAUGAAUGAUAAGUGACAGUGUGACGUAGAUCUGUCAGGAUUUUCUAAUCUUAGAGUUUCACCGUCUAUUUUUUUUUAAUCAGAAGCUAAUGCAGGAGAUAGGUGUAGUAGACUAUUUUCAUGUUCAGCCUGAGUGAAAAACUCUGACUCAUUAUAAUGAGAAAUAAUAAUUUAAAAAAUGUCUCAGUGAACAACACCUUGGCUUUGAACAAAUGUUGUUUUUAUUGUAAAUGUUUUGUUGGCUGCUUUAUUCAGUGUUCAGGUGUUAGACACACUUGCUGAUUUAAGGAAACAGAUAGUUUUGUAGAAGUCAGCUUUGCUCAUUGUGCUGAAAGCCAUUGAUCAGCAGGUAAAACUAAGGUUUUUUCCCUCAUGGACAGCAAAUUCAGAACUUAUUCUAAUUCUAGGCUAAAAAUGUGUAAUGCUAGUUGAACACAGCACAUGUUAAAGGGUCUAUGCAUUUAAAAUAAGUCUAUAAGCAGGUAAGAUCAGAAAGGGGGGAAAGCAUAAAAUCAUUACCAUCAUCUUCAUUAGAGAGGAGACCGUUGACCAAUCAUCGUGCUGCUCUGCACGGGGAUUCCAUAAGCACCCCGUUGGCUGUCGCUAGGAUACCACAUAAUCAGGAGGCUGAUAGAUGUGGGUGUUGAUGCUGGGAGAACAAGCUCACUGCAUUGGGGGUUGAUGAGAGGGGCUGGGGGUUUGAAUAUAGCACAGAAACACCCUCGCACGCACUCACUCGUUCAUUCAGCACGCCAGCCACUCAGUGAGACAGACAAAGAGGAACAGCAUCCUGCUGGAGGACAGCACGCUCCCGGGGGAUGGGGCAUCAUACCCCUGCAUCGCGUUGGGGGUGUCGAAGGAGGCACAGGAGAGCCAUUCAGAAAAGCCGGGGGUCAAAGGUGAGAAGAGCAGAGGGCACCAUGGAGAGCGAACCAGGGGCCCCUGCCUCUAGUGCCGGCAGUGCUGGAACCACCAACACCAGCAGCUCCUCUUCCUCCUCCUCUUCCACCACCACCACCACCACCACUGUUAGCAGUAGUACCUCUAAUACCACCACUGCUGCUUCCACCACCACCUCCAGCAGCAGCAGCAGCAGCAGCACUAAAAGUGGCUCCAGCGCUGCAGCAGGAAGACAGGUGCCUCAGAUAUCCGUUUACAGUGGGUUACCUGAUAGGCAAACGGUGCAGGUUUUUCAGCAGGCGCUACACAGACAGCCCAACACGGCAGCACAGUACCUGCAGCAGAUGUAUGCCGCCCAGCAGCAGCAUCUGAUGUUGCAGACCGCAGCCCUCCAGCAGCACAGCCUCAGCACUGCCCAGCUGCAGAGCCUGGCUGCUGUACAGCAGGCCAGUAUCACUGCUAGCCGGCAAACCUCCUCACAAAAUGGCACUUCAUCUCAGCAAACAGGCUCCACUCAGGCUACCAUCAACCUGACCACCUCCCCAGCAGCAGCUCAGUUGAUCAGCCGAGCCCAGAGCAUCAGCUCCACCCCCACCAGUAUUUCACAGCAAGCUGUUCUGCUCGGCAGCCAAUCCAGCCCUGCGCUCACAGCCAGUCAGGCACAGAUGUACCUGCGUACACAGAUGGUGGCCAGGAGUUUGGGCCGAGCCGUUCCUCUGUCUUCGCAGCUCAUCUUCACCCCAGCUGCUGCAGUCACAGCUGUCCAGUCGGAGAGCUCCACACAAGCCUCCUCACAGAACCAGGUCCAGAAUCUGGCCAUCCGUGGCCAGCAGGGGGCGGCCACAUCCUCCUCUCAAACUCAAACCCCUCAGGCUCUCACUCUGAAGCAGAGCCCAGUGCCCAUUCAGCCUGCUUCACACACCAAGAACCCCAGCCAAGGGACCCAAACCUCCACAGGAGCCAAGGCCAGCCCCUCAGACGGCUCCACUGAUGGAGGGAAGAAGGGGGACGGUGCAGCAGUCACUGAGGUUCGAGCUCUGAAUAUGAGCCGCAGCGUUACCGCUGUCAGUGCUCAGCCUCUUAUUGCACCAGCGUACACCCAGAUCCAGCCUCAUCCGCUGGUUCAGCAGCACAAGCAGCAACUUGUGGUCCAGCAGAGCCAAGGAUCCCAGAGGACGUCAGGCCAGCUGCUGCAGACGGCCUCCAUUCAGCCGUCGCAGCACCCCGUCCCAGUGCUGCCCAAACCUGCCCAUCACCAGCCAUCCACUCCGAGCCAGCAGGCUACCAUCUUCCACUCCACCAUCAGCCCCCAUGCGCUCCACUCCUCACUCAGCCAAGCCAAAGCUCAGCCCGUGCAGCUCACUGCCAUCAACCUACAAAUACAGCCGACGCCCCCCCGACUAGUUCAGGACAACAAGGAUAAGCCCACAUCUUUAGUGGUUAGAGAGACGAGUCAGACACACUCCGUGCAGCAGCCGCAGCCACCACCACCACCACCACAGCAGUCACAGCCCGAGCCUCCUCCAUCACAGCCCUCCAAGCCUGUAGAGCAGCCCAAGGUUAACCCCACCACACCACCUGUUCAACCUCGAGGAGGAGGCUCAGUUAAGAGGCCAAGUGCAGCGACAGAAACCUCAUCUCCAGCCAUGACCUCAGGAAACGAAAGCGAGGCACCAACCGUGACGGGCAGUGCGCCACACAACGGAGAGAACAAACCGCCACAGGCCAUCGUCAAGCCGCAGGUCCUCACGCAUGUCAUCGAAGGCUUCGUCAUCCAGGAGGGAGCGGAACCGUUUCCUGUGUGUGUGGAGCGCCUGCCCAUCCUCAUCAACAGUGAAAAGAAGCUGGAUCAUCAGCUCUCCUCAGACCCCGACAAAACUCCCAUCAGCAAUGCAGCGAACUCCGACUCCGAGCCCGAAGACAUGAACCAACCAGAGAAAGAAGAGCCCAAGCUGACGUGCGAAUACUGCGGAUGGGUGGACUUUGCGUACACGUUUAAGGGUUCCAAAAGGUUCUGCUCGGUAGUUUGUGCAAAAAGGUACAACGUGGGCUGUACAAAGCGGGUUGGACUCUUCCAUCCAGAGAGGACCAAACCAGCCAAUCGCUGGCGUCGAAGGAACCAUGGCCGCUUCAGUAUAGAAGCUAAAAAACAGAAACUGUCCCCGUCACCACAACAGACCCAAGGCGGCUCUGUGUCAUCGCCACAGGCCUCCCAGCCCAGUCAGGAGGAGUCCAGCCCAUGCUCGGACAUGUCCAGCUACGAGGAACCACAGUCUCCCCUGUCAGCAGCCAGCUCAGGACCCCUCGCUCCUGCUCCUGCUUCCGCCCAAGCCCCCGUCCACCGGCAGCCCAGCAGGUCAUCGGACCAGGAGGGCUGCACUGGAAGAGAUGCACCAUCAUGCUGCGAGCGCUUCUUACCCAACGACGCCACUAAGUGGAACGUGGAAGAAGUUUACGAGUUCAUUUGUUCUCUACCAGGUUGUCAGGAGAUUGCAGACGAGUUCCGCUCUCAGGAGAUCGACGGACAGGCCUUGCUUCUGCUGAAGGAGGACCACCUAAUGAGCACCAUGAACAUUAAGCUGGGACCCGCACUUAAGAUCUUUGCGCGCAUCAACAUGCUGAAAGACUCAUAGCAGGACAACACGCAUGUAGACGUAGUACUGACUGCACUGUGACCCGGCCGUCACCUCACCUUUGGACUGGUUCGGGUCACAUCCUGCUUCCGUCUGCCUCCGACUCAACAACUCCUGUUUCACCGGUAUUGAAAAUGCUACACGGUGCAGAGUUGUUUUGUCUUCAUCUGCUUUGUUGUUCGAGCCAGUCACAAUCAUCUUGGGGAGGUGACGCUAUUGGUAGAAGAGCUGAGAAAACAAGUUGACCUGUUCAGUUGGCUGGGGUCACACACCUGUAGUGUCUGUACUGUUCUACAUGUUUUAAUGGGGCUUGUUGGUGUGUGGAUGACAGGAAGCUGGUUUUAUGUGUGGCUAAGAACAAAAGAUUUCAUUCACCAAUUGUCUUUUUAUUCAGCACAUGUUCUUUUGCCUUUUCACUUAAGAAGUCUCCCACAGCUAUCGAAUGCUAAGCUUGAAUGCAGAGACAACCGUUUAAGGAGCUUUUUGGUGGCAUUGAUUUUAUUUUUCACUCUAAUUUUCUACGCGAGGCUUUGUCUGCUUACAGAUGAUCUUCGUCCCUGCUCUUUUUGGAUGACUAACUAGGAUAUGACAUUGAUUUUCUCUCAGGAUCAAAGGAGGACACUAAUUUAUCCAAGCAACAAGUUUGGUUUGCUGCUCUUUACACAACCUGGCAUUUUUAGCUCAUCUGUUUUUUGGGGGGGAUUUUUAUGCAAACUGAGUUUUGUGCAUUUGUAAAACAAUGCAAAGAUUUGUGCAAAGCAGCUCAAGUGAGGUGAAAUGUGUGUGCUUUAACUUAUCUUUUUUUUAAUUGUUUUUUUCAUUUUAUAUUUUAAAUAAUAUGCAAAUUUGUAAGAUUUUUGUGUGGGAGGUGCUUUUGUUGUUGAGAUGUCCAUACCUGUUUUGUUUGUGAUAGAAAGUCAACUUUUUAGAAGAUACCUUGUUAAAUUCUUGUAUUUAUGAUUUAAAAAAAACUUUGUUACACAUUUUGCAGUUAUAAAUAAUUUACAGAAGA